Messenger RNA from Adelges cooleyi (spruce gall adelgid), 871 nucleotides. Its product is annotated as 40S ribosomal protein S5. The coding region runs from base 213 to 863 and encodes 216 amino acids. The record is from RefSeq and is a predicted model, not a curated record. Lineage: Eukaryota; Metazoa; Arthropoda; Insecta; Hemiptera; Adelgidae. The transcript is spliced from 4 exons. Gene Ontology annotation, cellular component: ribosome; cytosolic small ribosomal subunit. Gene Ontology annotation, biological process: ribosomal small subunit assembly; translation. Gene Ontology annotation, molecular function: structural constituent of ribosome; mRNA binding; rRNA binding.
AUGUUCAUUUAACAUCGUCCUGACCGAACCUAAUUUGUUGGCAUUUAACUUACAAUAAGUCGUACGAUAAGUAACAUAAAAUUUAAACCUGCUGAAAGUCUUUCAAUUCGAAUUUUUAUCUCUGUUCAACAUUGAUUGUCUACUAUAAUUAAAAUUUAAACGACGAUUUCCUUUUUAACUACCUAAUUUAAAAUUGUCUUAUUAGAACAACAAUGGCCGAUGAAGACUGGGGAGACGUACAAGUAGUAGGCAAUGUUGACUCGGCUCCUUUACAGGUGGCUGCCGAUUUGCCUGAAGUGAAAUUGUUCGGUAGAUGGAGCUGCGACGAUGUAGAAGUGUCUGACAUGUCCUUGCAAGAUUAUAUCGCCGUUAAAGAGAAGUAUGCCAAAUACGUACCUCACUCGGCUGGUCGGUACGCGGCUAAACGUUUUCGCAAGGCUCAGUGUCCUAUCGUUGAGCGUUUAACUAAUUCUUUGAUGAUGCACGGACGCAACAACGGAAAAAAAUUAAUGGCUGUUCGAAUUGUUAAGCAUUCUUUCGAGAUUAUCUAUUUGUUAACUGGUGAAAACCCAUUGCAAGUGCUCGUUAAAGCCAUUAUUAACAGUGGACCCAGAGAAGACUCCACCCGUAUUGGUAGGGCCGGUACUGUCAGACGUCAAGCCGUCGAUGUUUCUCCGCUCAGGCGAGUCAACCAAGCUAUUUGGUUGCUUUGCACAGGAUCUCGCGAAGCCGCCUUCAGAAAUAUCAAGACCAUCGCUGAAUGUUUAGCUGAUGAGCUUAUUAAUGCUGCUAAGGGAUCGUCAAACUCUUACGCCAUCAAGAAAAAGGACGAAUUGGAACGUGUUGCAAAAUCUAACCGUUAAUUUCCAUC